AAUUUCGAUCGGCUUAUUCGAACUACUUGAUUUAAAUAGAACAAAAAGUUAUAUCUCAAAUAAAAAUAUUGAGAUGGCAGGUGGAGAUGGUUUACCACCAGACAGAAAAGUUAAAAAACAGUCAAAAAGCAACUCCACUAAUGAAUCGGAAAGAAAAAGUCAAGUAGUGGAAUUGGACUUGGUAAUUGAUAAAUUGAGAAAACAUGACAAUUAUAGGUUAGGUAAUCAAAACACUGGAGCAGGAACAAGUUCAGGCGACUGUACUAGAAGGGAAGACAAUUCAUUUUCUCUAAAACAUUUCUUAAGAAGCGACUCAAGUUACCAAAAUAAGGGUGCUCGGCCUAAAGUCUAUUGUGAUGGUCGUCCUGUAUUAGAGUCACAAGGACAACUUAUCACUGAAAAUCCCUCGGUGUUACCCGAUUUUGUUCAAGAUCAUCUAGUCAUAGAACAGAGUUACUUAUCGAAUGGACCAAUUCAAAAUUAUAAUACAGGUGUUCAAUUACCAGAUUUUGCCCAAAACAGUCUUGGAUCUAGGCAAAAUGUUGAAACAAACACACCAAAUUUGAAGACAACUAAUGGAAGUGAUAUUGCUGGCUCUAUUAGACCUCAAGUAGAAUUUCCAUUAGAUUUACCUCUGAAUUCUGGAAGGCAAGGAACUUCAAAUGAGGUUGCAGUCUCUAAGAGUCUUCCAGAUUUUUUAAAUGAUGGUGCUGUUCGUUCUCAGAAUGCUGAUAAUCUUUCUGCUAGUCAGAGCCCUGAAACUCCAGAGAGAUUACAGAGAGAAAUGGAUCUGCUCAGACGACAAUUGACAGAACAAACAAACAGAGCAGAUAUGUUAAAAAGAGAAUUAGAAGAGGUCAGAAAUCAGGAGAAUAGAUAUAAACAACAUUUGUUUGAAACUUUAGGGCAGUUAGAAGAAAACCUUAAACGAAGUAAUGGAAGAGUUUCAUCAGCAGAAGCCACAAUUUCAACACUACGCCAGGAAAUAGCUUCACUUAAAAACGAAAAUAAAGCAUUGAAAGCUGAAAAUUUGGCAUGGAGUAGUGUGGAAGGUGCUGCAGGGGGACCUCCACAUCAAACUGCACCUAAUCACUCUCACAGACUGGCUCAAGAAUUAAGAAAUGCUGCCAGUACAGCUGAAGCUUCCUUGAGACAACUACUUUCUGGAGUAGACAACUUGAGACUAAUGGCUUCUACAUUAGAAAAUAUGCAUCGAAUAGAGGAGAGCAAUGAAUCAUUCUUGAAUUCAGAUGAAAAUAGUGGACCUGCACUUUGAUUUUAUUUAUACAUUUUUACAAUGUAUUUGUAAAAACCUAUAGAGAUUACUUCUUUCUAUGUGAUUUAGCUUAAGUUUUAUCCAGAAAAUUGAAAUGGAAUAGAUUUUUUCAAAUUAUAUAUUUCCUUCACA
This is a messenger RNA of Harmonia axyridis, 1408 nucleotides long. RefSeq lists its product as uncharacterized. Gene Ontology annotation, cellular component: early endosome; centrosome; recycling endosome. The record is from RefSeq and is a predicted model, not a curated record. Bases 74 to 1276 code for a protein of 400 amino acids. The transcript has 6 exons. Gene Ontology annotation, biological process: regulation of cytokinesis; positive regulation of cilium assembly; positive regulation of protein localization to cilium. Lineage: Eukaryota; Metazoa; Arthropoda; Insecta; Coleoptera; Coccinellidae.